AUGUCCGUCGAUUACUCACAACCUGUCACCGACCUCCUCAGGGAGGGCACGCGGGAGGCCCAUGAACGUGCAGAGAAGAGUACGGGAGCGCAGUACUUGGUCACUGGCGGGCUCAGCAAGCAGGAGUAUAUCCGCUUUCUCAUGAUGUUAUGGCAUGUCUACGAUGCCUUCGAGAACGCGCUCGAGCAGCACGCCACCCAUCCCGUACUUGCUCCGACUCACAAUCCUGGACUCUUCGCGCGUUCUGAGAACCUCGCGGCGGACAUCAGUACCCUCCUCGAAGUCCCGGAGACAUCCUGGAAGGCGCACCCAGUCCAUCUUGCUCUCGAGAAGAAGACCCCUGCCGCGCUCAAGCGCUAUGUCGGCCGCCUCCGCGAGCUCGCCGCAAGCUCCGAUCCCUCGCGUCUCCUUUCGCAUGCCUACGUCCGCUACCUGGGCGACCUUUCGGGCGGACAGUUCAUCAAGCGGCGCAUCGGCAAAGCAUACGGACUCGAAGACGGUGCCGGGCUCUCUUUCUACGCCUUCCGCCCGCUCGAGGGCGGCCUUGUCACGGGGGGUGCGGGCCUCGGAGAGAUGAAGCGGAUCAAGGAGUGGUUCCGGGACGGGAUGAAUGCUGGGGUCGGCGAUGAUGCCAAACUCAAAGCGGCGGUCCUGGACGAGGCGGUACGCGCGUUCGAGUUCAACACUGCGUUAUUCGACGUGCUGCGGGUGCCCGAACAGCUGUUCGUGAGCUCGACGACCGUGCAGGUGCCGUCGCCGCUGUCGUCACCGACGAACGCACCGUUGUCGCCGGCGCAGCCGGUGUACGAGGACAUGGGGAACUCGCCGCUGCUGGAAGCAAUCAAGAAGAGCGGGGAGUCGAAGACGGUGUUCGAGGCGGAGGAGCCGCCGAAGCAAGAGUGGGUGGUCCAGGUGACGUCGGUGAUAGCUAUAAUCGCGGCGUUCGGGAUCGCGCACUUCGUGCUCGUUGUCGGUGGGUUCACUGGCUCGCGCGGCUACGAUAAGCUAUACACUCUCCAGCAGUGGCUCGACGGCGUUCUGGGCACGACCGUCUAG
Molecule: messenger RNA, 1056 nt
Organism: Epithele typhae
Lineage: Eukaryota; Fungi; Basidiomycota; Agaricomycetes; Polyporales; Epitheliaceae
Exons: 3
Coding region: 1-1056 (351 amino acids)
Biological process (GO): heme oxidation
Molecular function (GO): heme oxygenase (decyclizing) activity
Source: RefSeq, a predicted model, not a curated record